This is a messenger RNA of Acipenser ruthenus (sterlet), 4088 nucleotides long. Its product is annotated as syntaxin-binding protein 1. NCBI's taxonomy places the organism in Eukaryota, Metazoa, Chordata, Actinopteri, Acipenseriformes, Acipenseridae. The record is from RefSeq and is a predicted model, not a curated record. Bases 128 to 1942 code for a protein of 604 amino acids. Gene Ontology annotation, cellular component: plasma membrane; secretory granule. Gene Ontology annotation, molecular function: syntaxin binding. Gene Ontology annotation, biological process: intracellular protein transport; neurotransmitter secretion; vesicle-mediated transport. The transcript is spliced from 20 exons.
CCAGUCCGAUUCCCGCAGUCAGCUGAGAGAGACUCGGAGCGCACAUCCUUUGGAAACAGCAUUUGAGACAGAAAGAGAGAGAGAGAGAGAGAGAAGAAAACCUAUAGGCGAAUAAUCGAGAGGCAUCAUGGCACCCAUCGGACUGAAGGCUGUGGUCGGCGAGAAGAUCAUGAACGAUGUCAUCAAGAAGGUCAAGAAGAAGGGAGAAUGGAAGGUUCUGGUGGUGGACCAGCUCAGUAUGAGGAUGCUGUCGUCCUGCUGCAAGAUGACGGACAUCAUGACAGAAGGGAUAACCAUCGUCGAAGACAUCAAUAAACGAAGGGAGCCGCUGCCGAGUCUGGAAGCCGUGUAUCUCAUCACCCCCUCUGAAAAGUCUGUACACAUGCUGAUUGCAGACUUCAAGGACCCGCCCUCUACGAAGUACAAAGGGGCCCACGUGUUCUUCACUGACUCCUGCCCGGACCCCCUGUUCAACGAGCUGGUGAAGUCUCGCGCUUCCAAGACCAUCAAGACCCUCACUGAGAUCAAUAUAGCCUUCCUUCCGUACGAGUCACAGGUGUACUCUCUGGACAACCCGGACGCGUUCCAGGACUUCUACAGCCCCCACAAGACCCAGCUGAGGAACCCGUUGAUGGAGCGACUCGCUGAGCAGAUCGCCACCCUCUGCGCCACACUGAAGGAGUACCCGGCCGUGCGGUACCGGGGGGAUUACAAAGACAAUGCCACCCUGGCUCAGCUGGUCCAGGAUAAGCUGGAUGCGUACAAGGCUGACGACCCAACCAUGGGGGAGGGUCCAGACAAGGCUCGCUCCCAGCUCGUGAUCCUGGACCGAGCCUUCGACCCGGCCUCCCCGGUGCUGCACGAGCUCACCUUCCAGGCCAUGAGUUACGACCUACUGCCCAUCGAGAACGACGUCUACAAGUACGAGACGAGCGGCAUGGGGGACUCGCGGGAGAAGGAGGUCCUGCUGGACGAGGACGAUGACCUGUGGAUGACACUACGACACAAACACAUUGCUGAGGUCUCCCAGGAAGUGACCCGCUCGCUGAAAGAUUUCUCAGCCAGUAAGAGGAUGAACACUGCUGGCGAAAAGACCACCAUGAGGGACCUGUCUCAGAUGCUGAAGAAGAUGCCGCAGUAUCAGAAGGAGCUCAGUAAGUACUCUACUCACCUGCACCUGGCUGAGGACUGCAUGAAGCACUACCAAGGGACUGUGGACAAGCUGUGCCGCGUGGAACAGGACCUGGCGAUGGGCACGGAUGCAGAGGGAGAGAAGAUCAAGGACCCCAUGAGGGCCAUCGUGCCCAUCCUCCUGGACGCCAACGUCUCCACUUACGACAAGAUCCGCAUCAUCCUGCUCUACAUCUUCCUCAAGAACGGAAUCACGGAGGAGAAUUUGAACAAGCUGAUCCAGCACGCGCAGAUCCCCCCGGAGGAUAGUGAGAUUAUCACCAACAUGGCACACCUUGGGAUGCCCAUCGUCACCGACUCGACCCUGCGUCGCCGGAACAAACCUGACCGCAAGGAGCGCAUCAGCGAGCAGACCUACCAGCUCUCCCGCUGGACACCGGUGGUCAAGGACAUCAUGGAGGAUGCCAUUGAGGACAAGCUGGACACGAAGCACUACCCUUACAUCUCCACCCGCUCCUCUGCCUCCUUCAGCACCACCGCUGUCAGUGCUCGCUACGGACACUGGCACAAGAACAAGACCCCCGGGGAGUACCGGACCGGGCCGCGUGUCAUCGUCUUCAUCAUCGGGGGCGUGUCCUUCAGCGAGAUGCGCUGCGCCUACGAGGUCACGCAGGCCAACGGGAAGUGGGAGGCCGUCAUUGGUUCUACCCACAUGCUCACUCCCACCAAAUUUCUAAUGGACCUGCAGCACCCGGACUUCAGAGAGUCCUCAAAGGUCUCAUUUGAGGAUCAAGCUCCCAAAGAGGAGUGAGGGGCACAAUGAAAAAGCUCCACCCACGUCUUCACUCCCACGAAGUUACUGGAAGCUCUAAAGCGAAUGAAUAAGCCAGACGAGGAGCAGCCGGCCAGCUAAAAACAACCACCGAGACGUUCUUCUCUUCUGCUCCCUGCCAUUCCCCUUUGUUCCUGCAGAUAACUCCCCUAUCCUCCCUCUCCCUCUCCCUCUCCCUCUCCCAUCCUCCUUCCCACCCGUUCUAGAACCCUCCAACAUCAACCAAUCAGAAGACCUGCUGUCUGCUGACAUCAUGAUCUCAGUAAAUAUCGUGUAUGCAUUGUGCUGAAACAGCAUGACACAGCAUUUAAAACUGUAACAAAAAGGUGUAAAAUGUUGAAACAAAAACCAAGAAAAAUAAUGUUGCUCGAAACCUGCUGGGUUCCUGCUUUGUUUUCUUCUUUGUUGAUGGAUGCAAUUGAGUUUAAGAAAUCAAAUAUUUUACGGCCACUUUGAACUGCAAAUGUAACAUUGUAUGCUCUACGAGACCUGCUAGAAACUGCAAGAGAUCUGACUUGUUUCUUUGUUUUGCUCGGUAGUGUACACUUUCUAUUGUUUGGUUUGUUGUUUCUGAUGAUCAGUGGAGGAAUGAGUUCUGACCGGAGCCAGCCAGAACACUGCGAUGCUAAUGGCAGCCCAGAACACAGAAUACAACGAGUUAGACUUCGGUUAGUCCUGAACCAAACUGGAGAUUCAUGACCUACAAAAAAAUAUCGUUCGCGACCAACUGUUACGCAAAGUGGUGUAGCUCUCAGCAGACCACAAACUCUUUCAAAACUGAGACAAUGUCGUUAAUUUAACAUUAUUUAUUUAUGUAUUUAUUUAUUUUUGGAAUUCAAGUUCUAAACCCAGACCGUUUUAUAUUUAUUUUAGGUUUUUGUUAGCGGAAACGGUGAGAGACGGGCUCUGGCGGCCAGUCUCUGUGUGAUGGAUAUGUUGCUACGGUAGUUGACCGUUUGUCAGUCCAGUUUUAUUUUCAGUAGCGAAGGAAACCAAGGUCUGCAGAUCAUGCUUCUGUAUCCAGGGUUUCCAGAGAAGGAAGUGUAAAGCCCAGCUUCCACAAGGAAACAUCCUGCUUCAAAAAAUGUCAGGAAACUUCAAAAUCGGGAAACUUCGCAUAGUCACAUGAUCGAUGACUCAUAGUCUGUCCUGAUUGGCCAAAGGUAAAAUGUUUCUCAAAGCACAACCCAGGUGUGCUCCAGUAAACAUGUUUCCUUGUUUCUGGAAACACAGAAACAUCCAGCAGACACGAGGAAACACUUUGUCUGGAAGCAUGUUUCUGGAGACGGAUCCUGGUGUAGGCUGGGCUUCGCUAAAGAACUUCCGCUGAAAAAACUUACACGCGCUCGGCUGUGCGCCGGAUUCCUCCAUCGAUUAACAAACAGAAGAACUUCUCGUGUAUAUAUAUGAAAAAAAAACAAACCACGAAGUCCAUAUAUUAAACGUGUAGUGUCAAAGAGUUGAUUGCUUGCAAACUUUUAAAAUAAAAAGGGCCGAUCGUCUUUCAGUAUUGUAUUUAGUAAAAUGAAGUCCUGUUAUUAUUGGUUAGUGUUGAGGUUUAUCGUUCAUGCACUGAAUUGUGUCGUGUGUCUGCUCUUCGCUGAUGUUAAUAGUCUCCCUAGUGAUAACUUGACUGUGAAGUAGUGUACCUUUCCUUUUGCUAGUACCUGUAUGUUCCUCCCCGCUGUGUCAGUGAUGUGUUUAAGUAAGCUGUCGUGGUUUCAUGAAAAUCCGGUCUUUUUGUUUGUCUGUGCACCGAAACAUCUUCCAUUGGCUAGAGGCUUUGGAAAUUCCUGCUUUCUUUAAUCUGUUUUUAUUUUCCCCAGGGAAAAAGACAAAGGCUGUAAACGCACGGAGUGUUGUUUUUUUGUCAUGCGAUGCUUAUAAAUGUUUGUUUUGUUUUUUUCCAUUUUUUUUUUUUGCUGUUGUAUAGAAUCACCGUGUCAAACGACUGAUUUAUAUCAAAAAGUUAUUUAUCAGAAGAAAAAAAAAAUUAAAGUUAGUCUGUCUUGAUCCCGUUUAUCAUGUUGGGAUUAUAUGUCUACAAAGUGGUGAAGCACAAACACCUGUACUACACAUGUACCGAUGUACUAAAGCUGUCUAAUAAAUUCACUUCCAUACAAAG